CGUAGGGGCCACGCAGCCACCAUUGCUUCCCCAGCUGCUGAGCGAAGCUGUGUUAGUAGAAGUCUGCGGGAGCAGAGAAGGCACCCACCCUGGAGCCAUGGUCCACGCCUUCCUCAUCCACACCUUGAGGGGCCCGCAGGCUGAAGACACGGGCUUUUGCCGAGUACUCUACUCCUGUGUCUUCGGUGCCGAAAAUUCACCUGAUGACCCACGACCACACAGUGCUGAGAGGGACAGGCUCCUCCGCAAGGAGCAGAUUUUGGCCGUCGCCAGGCAGGUGGAGUCCAUGUGCCGGCUACAGCAGCAGGCAUCUGGCAGGCCCCCCACGGACCUGCAGCCCCCGUCCUCAGAUGAGCCAGUGCCCCUGCACGAGGCCCCACGAGGGGCCUUCCGCCUGGCGGCAGGGGACCCUUUCCAGGAGCCUCGGACGGUGGUGUGGCUGGGUGUGCUCUCACUGGGCUUUGCGCUAGUGCUGGAUGCCCAUGAGAACCUGCUGCUGGCCGAGGGCACGCUCCGGCUGCUGGCACGCCUCCUCUUCGACCAUCUCCGGCUGCUGGUCCCUGGCUCCAAUUUCCUGCUGCGGGCUGACCGAAUUGAGGGGAUCCUGGCCCACUUCCUGCCCCAUGGUCAGCUGCUCUUCCUCAACGACCAGUUUGUCCAGGGUCUGGAGAAGGAAUUCAGUGCUGCUUGUCCCCGCUGACUCCUCACCGAAUGGGACUUUCCAAGAGGACAAAACAGAAGGACAAAGAUGUUUAGACACACAGCUGGUAAAACUAGGUACCCACCUUCUACCCAGCCUGCUCCCAGCUCUGGUGGGCUGCCAUACCCAGGACAAGUGGAUAGGACAAGGUGGCAGGGCAGAAAGUGGGAGGAAUCACGGAACAUUCUGUGCCUGGAGCUGCCGCACGACUUGUUCAGGCUGCUGCAGUGGGCCAGCCCUGCUUGUUCUGAGCCCCACUUUCUCCCAUUCCCACCAGCCAGCCCGUACAGUCCACGAGCCCCUAGUGCUAGGGCAGUGAGGAGUGGCUGCCUGGAACUUGGCCCACCUUUUUUCUCCAAACCCACAGCCAUCACAGCGCAAAAGGAGUCUGAGACUCAGCUCCACCACAGUUCACAAAUAUGUCAGUCAUUCCGAAGGAUUUUGUAGGUCUUUUGGGGCCAGCCCAUGCCCAGCAGACGGCCUCAAGAUAAUCAUGGGCUUCCCUUGUCUGAAGGGAGAGGUGCCAUCAGGGGGGUACAAGAGGUUUGGCCUGGAUGAUGUUAUCUUUCUGAUUUUGAAUUAAAAGCACCCACUAUGUGAUGUUGUCACUGACCCCUGUGGAUCAGGGACCCAAAAUCAUCAUUCUGCUCAGUGUUGCUU
Molecule: messenger RNA, 1360 nt
Organism: Pteronotus mesoamericanus
Lineage: Eukaryota; Metazoa; Chordata; Mammalia; Chiroptera; Mormoopidae
Gene: AP5S1
Product: adaptor related protein complex 5 subunit sigma 1
Exons: 3
Coding region: 98-700 (200 amino acids)
Biological process (GO): double-strand break repair via homologous recombination; endosomal transport
Cellular component (GO): late endosome; cytosol; lysosome
Source: RefSeq, a predicted model, not a curated record